CUUCAUUCUCCAAAGCACACUUCCUUUGAAGCCACACGCACUCACCCUCUCAUAAACAGCUAAAUCCCAAAAAUUGUGACCACUUAAUUUUUCCUCUUCUUUCUCACCAACCUUGCUGGUGCUGCUGCUUCUUCAUCUUCUUGAAUCUUGCCUCACCAUGGAUGCUAUUCGAAAGCAGGCCAUUAAACUUAGGGACAACUCCCAAUACAACAACAGAAGGAGCUCAUGACAACUUUAAGAGCACUGGUAGCUGAUCACAAACACUACACAACACCAAAUCAAGAGCCAAAACAAUUUUAAUUUUAAGGUCUCUUAAUUCUCCAAAGCACACUUCCUUUAUCACUUAAAAAAGAAAACCAUGGAGACUCUCUACCUUGUCCUUUGCUUGGCUCCAGUUUUAUUAGCUCUUUACGUCGUAGUUUUCAAAUCUUCCGAUAAGAAUUUGCCACCAGGCAGCAUGGGGUGGCCCAUAAUUGGUGAAACGAUCGAGUUUCUGUUUGGCAACCCCGAAAAUUUUGUGUUCAAGAGAAUGAAAAAGUACUCCCCGGAUAUCUUCAAGACCAAUAUUCUCGGUGAGAAAACCGUCGUGAUUUGUGGGCCCAACGGCCACAAAUUCCUCUUCUCCAAUGAGCAGAAGUACUUCACGGCGUUCCGACCCCACUCCAUGCAACGCAUGUUCCGAUCCUACAAAGAGCCCAAACAGGCCCAAAUUCAACACGGCCGAGAUGAAGAGGCGAAGGUGCUACGCUCCCCGGGCUUCCUGAAGCCCGAGGCCCUGGUCCGUUACCUGGCGAAAAUGGACUCCAUAACCCAAGAACAGAUGAAGGCCCUUUGGGAGGGGAAGGCCCAAGUCCACGCCUACCCUCUAACCAAAACUCUGACGCUGACACUGGCUUGCCGAUUCUUCUUGGGGAUCGAUGAGCCAGAGAGGAUUGCAAGGCUGGUGGAGAACUUCGAUGACGUGACAGUGGGGAUGCAUUCAUUGAUAGUGAACUUUCCAGGGACCAUAUUUUAUAAGGCGACUAAGGCUGCGAAUGCUUUGAGAAAAGAGCUAAAGGGUGUGAUUCAUGAGAAGAAGGAAGCCAUGGCUCAUGGGGAUCCGAUGCAUGACAUACUGAGUCAUAUGAUUGUUGCCACUGACCCUUCUGGGAAGCAUAUGGUUGAGGCUGAGAUUGCUGAUAAGAUCAUGGGUUUGCUCACUGCUGGCUACAGCACUGUUGCCACUGCCAUGGCUUUUUUCAUGAAAUAUGUGGGUGAAAGACCUGAUAUUUACAAAAAGGUUCUCCAAGAGCAAAAGCAGAUUUGGGAAUCGAAAAAGGCAGGAGAAUUAUUGGAAUGGAAUGACAUAAACAAUAUGAAAUACUCAUGGAAUGUGAUUAAUGAAGUUAUGAGGUUCACACCUCCUCUUCAGGGCACUUUCAGAGAAGCUCUUACCGAUUUUACCUAUGCCGGUUAUACCAUUCCCAAGGGCUGGAAGGUAUACUGGACAGUGAGUACAACAAAUAAGAACCCACAAUACUUUCCUGAGCCAGAGAAAUUUUACCCAUCACGAUACGACAACGUAAGUACAUUCCCAGCCUUCACAUUUGUGCCUUUUGGAGGUGGGCCUCGCAUGUGCCCUGGCAAGGAGUACGCUAGACUUGCCAUUCUCACUUUCGUCCACAAUGUGGUGAAGAGAUUUGAGUGGGAACUAGUCAUCCCUAAUGAGAAGAUUGUCGGUGAUAUGAUGCCUACUCCGGAGAAAGGAUUCCCAAUUCGACUUCGAUCACAUUAUUAAUUUUCUUACAAAAAGUUGUAUUCUUUUAGAGUCUUACUUUUUAUAUUCACCAACAAUGUUAAUAAGUGUAGUGGUACAUCAUACACUAUAAUUAAUGAGAAUAACUUUUAAAUAUA
Messenger RNA from Humulus lupulus (European hop), 1893 nucleotides. RefSeq names its product beta-amyrin 28-monooxygenase-like. The record is from RefSeq and is a predicted model, not a curated record. The transcript is spliced from 4 exons. Gene Ontology annotation, biological process: sterol metabolic process. Gene Ontology annotation, molecular function: iron ion binding; heme binding; oxidoreductase activity, acting on paired donors, with incorporation or reduction of molecular oxygen. NCBI's taxonomy places the organism in Eukaryota, Viridiplantae, Streptophyta, Magnoliopsida, Rosales, Cannabaceae. The coding region runs from base 359 to 1777 and encodes 472 amino acids.